AUGGCAAAACUGCUGCAUAGCUCCCCGGAUUGUGGGGAGAUGCGUGUGAAAGCGACGCAUGUCAUCUGUGCAGUCCCAAUAAAUCCGUGCAAACAAAAUCAGCGCUGCUUGGUUCCAUUUAUCAAAUUUUUUUGCUGCUUCGGCGUGUGGACCUUAUUAGCGCAUAUCUCAGGACUCGGGGAUAUUUAUUUACCCCAGUGGGAAAGCGAUGGGCGAGGCUGGGUGCUGCAAUCCGGAAUGUCGGACACGAUGCAUAGCAUUCGGUUCAAACUGGGCCCUCAAAACUUCGACAAGCUUAAGGUGGCUAAUUUUUGCAAUCGACCAACGAGACCGGGAGAAAACAAUGCGUUUCGCAACGCGAGAUAUUCUUCAACCUUGGCUUUAUACGCUGAAGCGGCGAAUCCCUGGACGAGAAAUAAUUGUUUACCGCGAUAUUCGCCAGGACAUGAGCUGGAUUCGUAUCACGCGAGGUUCGGAAGCAAAGUGGGCUUGAAUGCAGGAACUCUAGACCAAGGCUACUCAGCUUAUUACUACAGUAGUACCGAAAUCGUCGAGAACUUUAGAGCUCACGCGAACUAG
This is a messenger RNA of Notodromas monacha, 579 nucleotides long. The record is from the annotation of a GenBank genome assembly. NCBI's taxonomy places the organism in Eukaryota, Metazoa, Arthropoda, Ostracoda, Podocopida, Cyprididae.